Molecule: messenger RNA, 1897 nt
Organism: Gambusia affinis (western mosquitofish)
Lineage: Eukaryota; Metazoa; Chordata; Actinopteri; Cyprinodontiformes; Poeciliidae
Gene: nufip1
Product: nuclear FMR1 interacting protein 1
Exons: 10
Coding region: 162-1784 (540 amino acids)
Biological process (GO): box C/D snoRNP assembly
Cellular component (GO): nucleus
Molecular function (GO): RNA binding
Source: RefSeq, a predicted model, not a curated record
GACAUCUUCGAACGUAGCAUAGGUCUUUCCUGUUGACACGGAAGUGACGAACUCCAGAACAAGCAUGUGCGCUUUAGAGGGGAACCCGGAUGAGAGGUUUUAGUAGAGUUUUGCUAAACAUUACCAACAGCGGUUAAAUAAAAAGCGAUCGACCGAGAAAAAUGAGUGAAUCUCAACGCUACCCGCCCCCGGACUUUGGCUGUCCUCCUCCGAACUUCAUGCAGCCGCCGCAGCAGAGCCACUCCAGCAGCUUUCACCCCAGCAUGUGGAGCUGGGGACAAACGCCCUCUGAGCCCAGCUGGGGGAAAAGCGGCUACUAUCACGGCCAAGUGGAUGGACCUGCUCACUAUGGACCUAAACCACAAUCCAAUCAGCACUUCGGCGUUGAGUGGUAUCAAACUGGACAUCCCGGUGGCAGACAGAACUACAGACCCCCCUAUCAACACAACAAAAAGCAAAGAACCAGGAAGGAGCCGGAGUAUUCCCAUUACUGCGACACCUGUGACCGGGGCUUUAAGAACCAGCAAAAAUACGACGAGCACGUUUUUCUGCAUGUCAAGUGUUCUGUGCCUGACUGCAACUUCAUGGCUCAUGAAAAGCUGGUCGCCAUUCACUGGAAGAACAACCAUGCACCAGGGGCCAAAAGAAUCAAGCUGGAUACUCCAGAAGAGAUUGCGAAAUGGAGAGAAGAGAGGCGCAAAAACUACCCGACGGUUCAGAAUAUCGAGAGGAAGAAAAGAGUCAUGGAGGUGCGGGAGCAGAUCGGAGGCGUUCUUGAAACGACUCAGUUUGGGCGCAUGAGAGGCAGAGGGAGAGGCAGAGGGAGAGGACGUGGUUGGGGUAACAGAGGGCCCCUCCCUUUAAACAGCACUGCUGCAGAGACCCCCAAACCACUCAACCAUCUUUCCAAGGUGGGAGAUCCAUUGGGGGUUCUGGCCAGUACUGACCAAGUGUCAGCUACAGAUGUUGGCUCUGUUUCUCGUCUCUUCCCAGAUUCAGAUAAAGAGGAGCCCAGUACGGCUGGCCUGGUUGUGGCCCCCAAACAGAUGAGCUCAGCCCUUGGGUCAUUACUGGCCAACUACGGUUCUAUGAGUGAAAGCGACGAGGAACCGGAAGACGUCCCCAUUCUGAGAGCCAAAGAAGAUGACAGAGCAAACGAGACCCUCCUAAACAAAAUGACACCGACGUCCGAGGACAAUCUGUGCUCUAAACAUGUGGAAAAGGCCGGCGAGACUCGGACAGUUCCUCAACCAACCUCUGGCCCCAGCAUGUGGAAUGACAGAAGAGGAAGAGGAGGAGGGAGGAGAGGAGGAAGGGGACAAAGACGCAGAGACAUGCCUCAAUCACGUCGCGCGACUUUACUGGAAAUGUUACUGGCCCCAGACAUUCGCCACGAGAGGAAUGUUCUGCUGCAGUGUGUACGCUAUGUUGUCCGCAACCACUUUUUCGGGCUGGAAAACGGAUCUCAGGACCGAGAGGAGAUGAAUCAGGAAAACCUGACAGUUACUGCAACCAAUGAGCUUGAAGAAAGGCCUGUGUCCCAAUCAGACUCCAAUGUUCACCAGGAGAGACAUUUUGAAACUAUAAUUGUCCCAGACAGCAGAAAUAUUGAAGGUUUAGGCAGUGAAUCUGCCGAAAGAACUGAAGAAAGUUCUAGAGAAUCUGUGAAAAGUAUUGAAGAAAAGACUGCCACGGCCCACGACGGUCAAGAUAAUAAUAUCGCAUCUAAAUCUAAUGUCUAUGAUGAUGAAAUAUGGGAAAUGGAUGGCUGUUCUUUGAAAUAAUUUUUUUAAGACAUUACGUUGAAGUAUAUAAUUAUUUUUCUUGUAAAGAGAAUCAUUUUGUUGUAGGUGGACCUAUUAAUUUUCUCGUAGAAUAAACACAUUUACUUACAAAA